This is a messenger RNA of Pseudogymnoascus destructans, 1339 nucleotides long. RefSeq lists its product as uncharacterized. Bases 140 to 1195 code for a protein of 351 amino acids. The record is from RefSeq and is a predicted model, not a curated record. The transcript is spliced from 4 exons. Gene Ontology annotation, molecular function: D-amino-acid oxidase activity; FAD binding. Lineage: Eukaryota; Fungi; Ascomycota; Leotiomycetes; Thelebolales; Thelebolaceae.
CAUCUUCUUGGGCAGUUCUAAUUUAUAGCAGGCACCCCAACUUGAAGCACCUUCCUUAUGAAGGCAGAGUAUAACUAUCUACAAUUUACUGUGAAUGACAGUUUAGAACAUACACUUACUCUAUUGCUUCAUCUGAACUAUGGCGAACAUCGUAGUUGUCGGUGCUGGCGUCUCCGGACUCACCACUGCGCUCCUUCUCUCCAGGAACCCCGCAUAUAAUGUCACCAUAGUAGCCAGACACAUGCCCGGUGACUAUGACAUCGAAUAUACCUCGCCAUGGGCUGGAGCCAACUUUUCCCCACACACAAACGAUGAAAGGGGUCCCUGGGAGAGAAACACCUUCCCCGAGCUCUACCGCCUCGCCAACGACGUCCCAGAAUCAGGCAUCCACCUCCAAGACUCCCUGGUCCUCAACCGCACGAAAGACCUCGGGUCUGGUGCAGCUAUGAGAUUAUCCGCCGACCCAAACCCCUGGUAUAAAGACGUAGUCCCCGACUACCGCGUUGUCUCCUCCUCCGAGCUUCCUGCAGGCUACGACUCCGGCAUCCGUCACUCCUCCGUCUGUAUUAACACCGCCAUCUAUCUCCCCUAUCUAGUUAGCCAAUGCCUCGCCAACGGUGCCCGCAUAUCUCGUGCGGAGCUUUCCCACAUCUCUGAUGCAGCCUCGCUGCACCACUCCGGCAAGCCCGCGGACCUCGUCGUGAACUGCACUGGACUCCUGGCGUCCAAGCUAGGUGGUGUAAUGGACACCAAGGUCGUUCCAGUGCGUGGCCAGACGGUCGUGGUCAGGAAUGAAGCUACCCCCAUGAUCGCAACAUCAGGCACCGACGACGGCCCAGACGAGCUAUGCUACAUAAUGCAGCGCGCGGCAGGUGGAGGCACCGUGCUCGGCGGGACGUAUAUAGUAGGUAGUUGGGAGGCAGCGCCAGAUAUGGAGAUUGCGGCGCGGAUUAUGAAGAGGGCUGUUGAGGUAUGUCCGGAGCUUGCGGGGGGGAAGGGCGUCGAGGGGUUGAGUGUUGUUAGACAUGGGGUUGGGUUGAGGCCGGUGAGGGAGGGGGGAGUGAGGGUUGAGAAGGAGAGGGUAGGUGCAGUGUGGGUGGUGCAUAAUUAUGGGCAUGGGGGGUGGGGGUAUCAGGGCUCGUAUGGGUGCGCGCAGGGGGCUGUGGAGCUUGUUCGGGAAGCGCUAGCUGCGUGAGUGAAUCUUUUAUCAAUCUAAAUCUAGCAUUGUGGCAUCUUUGUAUAGGCAAAAUAGCAUAACUAAACCUCAAGCGAGGUCAACGAGAUACAAAGAAACAAUGCCUUCCAGAUGCCCGGUGCCUGCCUCUACCUGAACUCGAAC